UAUAAAAUAUUAAAAUAACCCAUUUCUUCCGCCCAAAAACUCAGAAAAUUUUCCCUCUCUUCCGCCUAAAAUCUCUCUUUCUUGCUCUUCCACUUAUCAAAAUCCCACUCAACAAUUGAUCUUUUAUUAAACGCACGCUUGAUUGAUCCAGUCACGUGAUCGAAAUAAUAGCCAGAUGAAGAAACCUUACGCUGGUUGUGAACUUGAUCUUGAGUAUCGACAUCCACGGAGUCGUUUUCUUGUCCUUCAUUGACGUUUUUGAGUUCAUCGAUCUUGUCCUCGAUGGAGGAACUGAAGCCCUCGGAAUCGGAGGCAUCAUCAUUUAGCAGAGGCUUGGGGCGGUCAAGGAGGUGUUGCGGUUGAGAGAGAUGCGUGUGGAGGGGAGAAACUGAGAGAAGGAGGAGGAGCGCGGCGAUAACGGCGCACACGUGUGACGGGGCCGGCGAUGAGAUCUGAGACUUCGUAGCAUUUCCGCCGUUAAAGAUACCGGAAGAUGGUGACAGUGACGGAAAUGAUUGAUGGUGUUAUUUUGCUAAGAGAGAAGGUGAGCUGAGAUUUGGAGCUCGUUGUUUAUCUUGUGUAAUGGCAGUUUGUGCCUGCUGCUUCGUGAAGCCUAAACAAGAAGUAGUUGCUAAAUCUGCUGCUCAAAUAGUUCAUGAACAGCAUGGAAAUAUGGCUCCUGCCGCCCGAAUGGCUAUGACUAGAAGAGUUCAUCCUCUUGUUUCCUUGAAUCCCUACCAAGGCAAUUGGACAAUAAAAGUUCGUGUUACAAGCAAAGGGAACAUGCUUACUUACAAGAAUGCAAGAGGAGAAGGGUGUGUCUUCAAUGUGGAGUUAACAGAUCAAGAUGCAGGAGAUGUAUGGGUUGCCUAUUUGUAGUCGUAAUAUGAGGAUUGGUGGGGCUGAUGGGUUUGGUGAUUGUGUUGGGAUGGUUAAUAGUUGCUGGGAGUUACCAAAUAUUGUGUUAGCUGGUGCAAUUGCAGUCAGAAUCUGUAUAUAUAAAGGGCAGUA
This is a messenger RNA of Pistacia vera, 1011 nucleotides long. RefSeq names its product replication protein A 70 kDa DNA-binding subunit B-like. The record is from RefSeq and is a predicted model, not a curated record. The transcript is spliced from 3 exons. The coding region runs from base 583 to 879 and encodes 98 amino acids. Lineage: Eukaryota; Viridiplantae; Streptophyta; Magnoliopsida; Sapindales; Anacardiaceae.